Molecule: messenger RNA, 216 nt
Organism: Gongylonema pulchrum
Lineage: Eukaryota; Metazoa; Nematoda; Chromadorea; Rhabditida; Gongylonematidae
Source: the annotation of a GenBank genome assembly
AUGACGCAGCAGCCGCCACCAACAACGACGUGGUCUCGACGUUCCGUAUCCAUCGUACCGAGCACUCCAUUUGCCACAACGGUGUUGAAUGCCGAAAAUUUUUUCAAAUAUGACUAUUCCAGUCCUCAUGGAGCCAUUAUGUCGUGCAGAAAGGGCUCCUACAAUCCAAUGCAAGCAACUUCUCAGGUAGCGCAAACGACGCAAUUAUUUUUAUGA